This is a messenger RNA of Ophidiomyces ophidiicola, 1848 nucleotides long. RefSeq names its product Vacuolar fusion protein mon1 (gene MON1). Gene Ontology annotation, cellular component: fungal-type vacuole membrane; Mon1-Ccz1 complex. Bases 1 to 1848 code for a protein of 615 amino acids. Gene Ontology annotation, biological process: protein targeting to vacuole; vesicle-mediated transport. Lineage: Eukaryota; Fungi; Ascomycota; Eurotiomycetes; Onygenales; Onygenaceae. The transcript is spliced from 5 exons. The record is from RefSeq and is a predicted model, not a curated record.
AUGCCCCCAACUGCCGGUGAUAGGAACAAACUCCAGUUCUCUAGGAUAGAUGAAGACACCAGACCAAAUACACUAUACUCCCAGCUUUGUCUGUGUCCAAAUGCUACACCACGAGUUGGGGCAGUUUCUGAUUCUGUAUUAAGGGCUGGGUAUUCCGUAAGCCAGGGUCUUCAAUCAAGGCCUACGACGGCUUUGUCUAUCGAGGAUAUAAAAUCACAUAAUUUUAAAGAAACCACAAGAGAUACCCGUACUCCGUUGAAGGGAUCCUCAAGUUAUGAAGAUCUUGCACACUUAAAGUACAGUUCAAAUCCCAGUCGAAAAGGAAGUGAAACGGCAGAUUCUACCAGUGUUGAAUCUUUAUUUCCGGGUCAAGAAACGCCAGUCGAGGUCGGAAGCAUCUUUGGUGACUUUGGCGCCACAGCGCCACCGCAAUCCCAAUGGGACCAGGAAGGAAAACAUCGUUAUACACUUGACGAUAGUCUUAGUGUACAGAGAACUUCUUUAGAUAUUGAUUUUGAAAACGAGUUUGCCUCCCCUGAGGAACUCGCAAUAAAGGACGGAGAACAACUCUUAGAAAGUUGGAGACAAAAGAAGAAACAUUUUUUCAUACUCUCGUCCGCUGGUAAACCGAUAUAUGCACGACAUGGGGAUGAUAACCUAAUAUCUCCGUAUAUUGCCAUCAUCCAAACCAUAAUAUCUUUUCAUCAGGAAUCAAAUGAUGUUUUAAGGAGUUUUUCUACAGGAAAUACUAAAAUUGUUAUUCUUUCACAAGGCCCUCUGCAUCUUGUUGCCGUUAGCUGUCUCCUGGAGAGUGAAACACAACUUAGAAACCAGCUCGACGCCCUUUACAUGCAAAUACUAUCAACACUUACUCUCCCAGCUCUACAGCACAUUUUUAAUAUACGUCCAUCCACAGACCUGCGUCGUCCGCUUCAAGGAACUGAGUCUCUCCUGUCAUCUUUAGCUGAUAGCUUUACCAGGGGUUCUCCGUCCACUCUUCUCUCUGCCUUGGAGUGUCUGAAGCUUCGAAAGUCACAUCGUCAAAAAAUGAAUAACAGUCUACUUAAAUCAAAAGUAAAUGCUCUUCUUUAUGGACUAGUCGUCGCUGGGGGGAGGCUUGUGAGCGUGGUCAGACCUAAAAAGCACUCUUUACAUCCGGGAGAUUUGCAAUUGAUAUUUAAUAUGAUAUUUGAAGCUGACGGCGUUAAAGCUGGAGGUGGUGAGAGUUGGAUCCCCAUAUGUCUUCCAGGUUUUAACAGUGGGGGGUACUUGUAUAUGUACGUCAGUUUUCUCGAUCUACACCAAGACCUGCGUCAGAACGACGAGAAUAUUAAGAAGGAUGACGCGGUAGCUAUCAUCCUUAUUAGCGCAGAUAAGGAGAGCUUUUUCGUUUUACGCGGCAUGCGGGAUUCCGUUGUUCGGCAAAUGGAAAAGGACGGGAGCAAGGAAGCUAUUAGAGUAGCAAUUGAGAAAGGCCGCCCAUGCACCACGGAUAUUAUUCCAGGAACUGUUCUCCGACAUUUCCUCUAUAAAUCUAAAACAAACGUCCAGUUCACCAUGUCAUCUUAUUCCCCGGAUUUUGCCACUCCCAUUGUAAAACGAAGACUUCUAUCUACCUAUCAUGCCUUGCAUGACAGUGUCCAUGCGAAGCAUACACAUAUUAAGGUUCAGCACUGCGUAUCCAAUUUUAUGGAUUCUUUAGCAUGGAUCACCCCAGCAUUUGAAUUGUUCUGCGUAGCUUCCCCUGGUAGCAAUAGGAAUGCGUUGUCUAAAAGUGCAAAUAAAGUAGUUCAAUGGGUGCAACAAGAGGAAGAAAGACUCUUUAUCAUUGGUGGGGCUGUCUUCUAA